AUGAUUACUUAUAGACGUCAACAGGUCCAGAAUCCUUAUGUCGGAUUAAAUGCUUACCACAACCACUGUAGCACAAAUCCAAACUUCGUAAGAGGUAUAUUUAAAGACUAUUUGUAUAUUUCUAGACUAUUUGUGUGGCUACUUGACCACCAUGCUGUUGAGGGUGUUGAUGCCCGCCUACGUGUUUGUCAGCUUCUGAAUAAACUCCUCAAGUAUAUGGGGGAGGAGGCUUGUAUUGAUGAUGAACUGUAUAACAAAAUCUACUACGGAAUGCUCGAUAGACUCAAGGAUAAAAUGGCGGACAUCAGAUCCCAGGCCGUGACUGCAUUGCAGAGGCUCCAGGAUCCAAAAAAUGACGAGUGUCCGAUAAUCAAGGCGUACCUGUUCCAUCUGGCUCACGACCCUAACCCUAUAGUCCGGCGGACGAUCGUGAGAUGUAUCGGAGCUACCAGGCUGACCCUUCCUCAUAUACUGGAGAGAACCAGGGAUGUAGAUGAAGGAGUCAGACGUUCUGCCUACAAGUUUCUUUCGGAGAAGGUUCACAUCAAAUCUUUAACCAUUGGUCAGAGGGAGGGGGUUCUACAGAGGGGACUCAAAGAGAGGUCGGAUGCUGCUAGAAAGGUUGUAGAGAAGGAGUUGAUACCGAGCUGGUUGAGGUUGAGUAACAACAAUAUUAUUCAACUGCUUCAUCAUCUUGAUGUUGGAAAUAGUGAACAGGAUUUCAAGGCUGGUCAGCAAAUAUCUGCCCCUGCUGGUGCACUAGAGGUACUCUUUGCAGAUCAUCCUUACAGCGACCUCGUAGCUAACUUCCAGUACCUGGACACCAACAAGUUGAUCCCCAAAGCCAAGCUGACCCCUGAGACAGCUCUAUACUGGCGUGUUUUAAUCCAAUACAUGUCUAAGAAGGAUGACAAUGAAGAGUCCCUUGAUACAUUACGUCCAGAACUAUCUCCAUUCUGCGAUUAUGUUCGGAACUUUAUUCUCUCUCUUACUCCAGAGGAUGACGACCUAAACUGGGAGUUCAUCGCUAAGGAGCUGAUCAUCAUCUGCUCCUUCUACGAUCUAGGUGAUGAGGUUGGAAGGAGGAACCUGGCCAAACUAUUGAAGGAUCUGCUCAUCUCUACCAAAAUAUCCCCAACCCUAAUCCCACAGCUGGUCUACAUCUUCAAGAAGGUGGAGAAGAACACUCAGGCUAGAAUUGAGCAGAUUGCCGAGAUUAUCUCCGAGAUCAAGGAACCGAUGGCAAAGGACUCCUUUAAAACCAUGGACAGCAACAUGGACACUGUUGAGAAUAUUGAUCACAAGCUGAUCCGUAGCUUGCAGAUGGAGAUUGCUAAGGUAAUGGUAGAGUUAAGUACCAGUAAGGAUGAGUUAGCUACUGCCAUCGCUAGCCAGGAUUUUAUCUCUGCCCAGCAGAUUAAGCAGAGGCUUACUGAACUAGAAGCUAAACGGGUUCAGUUGGAGCAGGAAAUCGAGACAGAGAAGGGUCGGGUUAUCCAUGUUGAAACUGUAGUUGAAACUCCAGCAAUAGUUGGAACGGAGCCAGAAGACCCGGAAAUAACAAUGAAGUGCUUGAAGUUGCUGGUCGCCACCCUACAGGAUCCAAGCAUCACUCAGCUUAACGCCACCCUGUUCACCCUGCUAGAGGAGGUGGUUGUAGUAGCUGUUCAGAACCAGAGUGUGAGUAUUAGGAAGGAGGCUAUUCUUGCUCUUAACUGCUUUUGUCUCAGAUCUAUAGAAAAUGCUCGUUGCCACAUGCUGUUGUUUCUUCAGGCUGCACAUGUUGACAGACCUGAGGUCAGAAUUGCUGCCAUUACUGCUGUCAUUGACCUCCUUAUGAUGCAUGGAAUGGGGUCAUUCAUCACCACAGCAGCACCGGCUGCUGCUGAUUUAUCUGGAACUGAGGGUGAACUAAGUGAGACUAGUAGUAGCAUUGAUACUGCACUAGAAAGUGACAUGGCGACCCGUGGAUCAGAGCUUACUCAGAAUGAGUUGAAUACUCAGGGUGGAAACUCCGUUGUAGCAAUCCUCUCAAAGAUGUUGGAUGAACCUGACAUGGAGCUGAGGACUGAGGUAGCUGAGGGUCUUUGCAAACUGCUCAUGAUUGGUUCCAUCUCAUCCCCAAAACUUCUCUCUCGACUCCUCCUCAUGUGGUAUAAUCCUAUGACUGAAUCAGAUUCUAAACUGCGCCACAUUCUUGGCACAUUUUUCCCAUUGUAUGCAUCAAUGAACAAGACAAACCAGAUGGCUUUGGAGUCUGCCUUCAUACCCACUAUGAAGGUGUUGUUUGAUGCACCGGUAACAUCUCCUUUAGCUGAUAUUGAUACCGAAGAUGUUGGUAUGUUCUUUGUUCAUCUAACCCGAGAAGAUCUCCUUCAGAACUAUGAACCUCAGCGCAAGGAUGUGGAGGGUGAGAGCACUGUAUCCAGUGUACACGAUGCACUUGCUUUUGCAGUAUGUAAUGAGAUCCUCUCCUCCCCUGACAGCCUGCAGACCAAGAUCUUGAUCAAGAUCCUCUCCAACCUGCAGAUCACACACAACAACUUUGUAGGGUUACGCGAACUGAAAGUACUAUCCGAACAGUUGCUUAAACAUGUGAAGGAAAAGCUCUGCCGUAAAUCCUUGGAGAAGUUUGAUAAAUCACUUGAGGAGUGGUUGGCCAGAGAUCCCUCUAAAUCUGGAGAUCUUCCAGUGGAAAAACGUCUUAUUGACGAAUCGGAGACAUCAACUGAUGAGACUUUUGCCACCCCGGGUAAAAAGAAAAGGAUCCUGUUCUCCCAAUCUGUGCUAGGCAAUCCACUGCUGGAUGUGGAACAACCCCAUGAGUUUGCGGUGCUCAAUGCUGCGGGGGAAAUCAGUCCACGGAAGAUUCCAAGUCCUGUGGUUAGAUCCAACAAGGAACUGGGGAACAACUCCACAGCAGAAUUUGAGAAGAGACUUGAUUCCGCCACAGCCCAGGCGGAGUCAUUGAGUUUGAAAACUGCAGAGCAGGAUAAAGCAUCUUCCACUUUACAGGAGGAGGACAUGGAGCAAGAUUCUGAACAGGAGAAGGAGAAGGAGUCGGAAGAGGAGUCGGAAGAGGAAGAGGAAGAGGAAGAGGAAGAGGAGGAACGGGUUCGGAUUGUUCCCCCUACUCCUGAAACUACAGAAUCUGAGGCUUCCAGUGCUGAUGCUGAGACUGACACAGAACUCUCCACCCCAACAAUACUCCAUAGAAGAGGUUUAAGGAAGAUUGUCGAGGAUACCCCUAGCCCUGUAUCCUCCAGAGGCUCAGGAAAAGGUCGGAAACCUGUGACCUCGGAGUCGUCUAGUAUGAGUUCCAUAGGACACAAGGUUCCAGAGACCCCGGAGAAGGUGAUCAGAGGUCGACCCUUGGUUCCUGGUAGUCCAGGAGUCUCUAGAUCUGGGAGGAGAAAUAGUCCCAGGAUUGAUUACAGAACUGGAAAUGAAAUCGUCCCUGACUCUCCAGUAAGUUUAAGAAAGGCUACCACCAAAAAAUGCGACGUUCUUCUCAGUCCUCUGCCGGGAAAGAAGAAAACUAAAUCCGUCCUGGACGGAAAUAAACCUCUGAAACCAAGCGUGAACACACCCAAAUCCGUCGCCGAAUCUUCCUCCAAGAAGACUAGAACUGCGCCACGUGCUACAGCGGAAGUUGAAUCUGAGGCUUCCAGUGCUGAUGCUGAGACUGACACAGAACUUUCCACCCCAACAAUACUCCAUAGAAGAGGUUUAAGGAAGAUUGUCGAGGAUACCCCUAGCCGUGCAUCCUCCAGAGGCUCAGGAAAAGGUCGGAAACCUGUGACCUCGGAGUCGUCUAGUGUGAGUUCCAUAGGAGACAAGGUUCCAGAGACCCCGGAGAAGGUGAUCAGAGGUCGACCCUUGGUUCCUGGUAGUCCAGGAGUCUCUAGAUCUGGGAGCAGAAAUAGUCCCAGGAUUGAUUACAGAACUGGAAAUGAAAUCGUCCCUGACUCUCCAGUAAGUUUAAGAAAGGCUAUCACCAAAAAAUUCGACGUUCUUCUCAGUCCUCUGCCGGGAAAAAAGAAAACUAAAUCCGUCCUGGACGGAAUUAAACCUCUGAAACCAAGCGUGAACACACCCAAAUCCGUCGCCGAAUCUUCCUCCAAGAAGACUAGAACUGCGCCACGUGCUGCACCGGAAGUUGGUAAGAGCGGAAGCGCGCUGAAACGCAGUGCUGCUGAUAGUAGAAAUAACAGUCCUUCUCUACGUGCUAAACCAGCCAAGACAGGGAAGGUUGGGUCGGAAUCUGAUUCAUCCACCUCCUCUCCUAGUACUAGACAGAGUAAGAGGUCUAGUAGCAAGCUGCCCUAGAAGAGAUUCUGACCUCAAUGAUAAACCUUAUCUUCAUAUUUAAUCCAUUAGAACCUUAACAUAACUGUUUUUAUGUUCAGAAAUAUUUUUUUAGAUUUUCAAAUCUUAAUUAAAAAAUCAUUUAAUAUUAAAAGCCUUUUUAAGUUAUGUUGUGCAACAGCAAAAUCAAUGAUAUUUUAUUUUUAUACUGCAAUUAGCAAAUUCAAUGAUAUUGUCUAUUUUAAAAUGUGCAACUAGCAAAAUCAAUAAUAUUGUCUAUUUUAAAAUGUGCAACUAGCAAAUUCAAUAAUUUUGUCUAAUUUAUUAUGUUGCGACUAGAACAUUUAAUGAUAUUGUCUAUUUUAAAACGUGCAACUAGCAAAGUCAAUAAUAUUGUCUAUUUUUUUUUUGUCAACUAGCAAAUUCAAGUAAUAAAUUGUGUUUAAAAUA
Messenger RNA from Eurytemora carolleeae, 4758 nucleotides. RefSeq names its product condensin complex subunit 3 (gene Cap-G). The record is from RefSeq and is a predicted model, not a curated record. Bases 1 to 4329 code for a protein of 1442 amino acids. Lineage: Eukaryota; Metazoa; Arthropoda; Copepoda; Calanoida; Temoridae. Gene Ontology annotation, cellular component: cytoplasm; condensed chromosome; condensin complex. Gene Ontology annotation, biological process: mitotic chromosome condensation. The transcript is spliced from 17 exons.